This is a messenger RNA of Brugia pahangi, 3255 nucleotides long. NCBI's taxonomy places the organism in Eukaryota, Metazoa, Nematoda, Chromadorea, Rhabditida, Onchocercidae. The record is from the annotation of a GenBank genome assembly.
AUGUUUCGAAAAGUGAAAACGCGUAGCAAUCUUCGUCAGCGACUACUAUCAGACGAUGAUAAUAAUGAUAGUGGUGAUGAUGGAGAUGGUGGUGUUACUUCUGGAACAGCAGUAGCAUCAACAAUCAAAGAGUCAUUAAUUAGUAGAACGGUCGAGCAACAGCAACAGCAACAGCAACAUGCGGAAAAGGUGAAUAAAGCAGAAGGGAACCAGAAACCACACGCUGGUGUGGUAACAGAAGAGCACCACUUGCUCAGUUUUGAUAAUUUUGAAGGCGAUGACAUAACAGAUUUUAAAAUCAAACGUAAAGAUCCUAAUAAACGUUUGGAUAAGUUGACGAAAAGAGCGAAAUUGCGACAGAAAGCUGACAAUGAAGCUGUAGAACAAGAAAGUAGCGUGGUUGUAAAGCAAAUUAAACAAGAGGUGAAGACGAAUGAACCGUCAAUCAAGAAUAUUAAUACUUCUCAAAGCAAACAGUGGAAAGUGAAGGAUGAACCCGUACAAGAGGAAACAGAUUUGGAGCAGGAUUCGAUCAUACGAAGUAAAUUCCCAUCUGCGUUUCGAGGAGAGAUUCCGGAUGCGAAAACUGUUUAUGAAGCACGAAAGAAGCGAGAAAAGAUGCGUUUAGUCAGUUCUAAUGGCCAGAUCCCACUGGAUGACGUGCAGCGGUUGAAGGAUAAAUCCGUAGCACGAUCACGGUUAAUACGUGAAGAUGAAAACGAUUUGAGUGAUGAAGAUCCAGAAGGUGGAAGGUUUUAUUCGCUAAAAAGUUUGGUAGCUGAUGAUGAUGAAAGACGACGGAAUGAGCAUAUGGAUUUUCUUGCUCACGAAGGAGGAGGUAGUGACGAUGGUCAUGAGCAAUCGGAUGAGGAAGUAACGCGUUGGGAAAGAGAACAGAUGAAGAAAGGAGUAUCAUCACAUAAGGUGGAAAUGUUGGAACGUGAACGUGCAAAAAUGGAAGCAGUGAUGAGAGCCAUAAGAAGUAGUAUGGAAUUGCCACCCGAAAAUCGCGAACAGUUGCCGAUGGAAAUGGAUAUAGAUUUUUCUGAAUCUGAUAUGCUUUCACUAUCACAGACUGGACGAAUAUCUGGCAAAACAAUAGCUGUAUCGUUAAAAGAAAUUCUUUCAAAAUUACAACAGCGCAAGAUAGAUGGCAAGGAAUCAGUAAAUGCUCGUGAAGCGGAAUUUGAAAGGACAACUGCUCAAAUUCAAGAAAAUAAGGAAAUGAUUAGCAAGCUUGAGAUGGAAGAACCACGGAUCAGAGAACGUUUCCAAGUUUAUCAGGAUAUCCGAGCAUACGCUAGAGAUCUGUUGGAAUGUUUGUCAGAAAAAAUAGGCGAAGUUAAGGAUUUGGAAAGUCGAAUGGCAGAAAUUCUAGAUGGCCGGGCUCGAAGACUUCGAACACGACGAAGAAACGAUGUGCACGAUAUGUAUGAUGAAUGCUCGGCAGCUGCAGCUGGUCGACCACUGCACCAACGAGCCCCUGAAGUCAGUCAAAGAGCAGCAGAACGAGAAGCAAGAAGAUCGCGUCGUCGUCGUUUGCGUGAAAAUACUUUAGAAGGUGUUUCACAUGAGGAAGGCUUAAGUACAGAUGAUGAAGAGACAAAUAGUGAGAUUGUAGCUCGCCAACAAUCGAUCGAUGAGAUUCGUGCAGCGGCAAAUGUCAUAUUCGUUGAUGCACUUGAUGAUUUUUGUCGUAUUGAUCGAAUUCUAUCAAGAUUUGUUGACUGGUUAGCACAUGAUGAGGAGUCCUUCGUCAAUGCUUAUGUUCAUCUAUGCAUUCCAAAGCUUAUCUCAUUAUUUAUUCGUUUGGAACUAAUCGACUGGGGACCGCUUGAGAAUGACAGUCGUCCAGUGAAUUCAAUGCGUUGGUACGAAGAUUUGAUAGGAUGUGCCGCAGUAAGCUCGAACAUUAACGUCGAACACCCUAUCCUUGUUUCACUUAUACCUCUGUGUAUUGAGAAAGUUGUUUUAUGGAAAAUUACAGAUCUGAUCCGUGAGCGAUGGGACCCUCUAUCGCAACAUCAAUGUCGAAAUUUAGGUUUUCUGCUCAAUCAAUUGAUUGACGAAUGUCCAACGCUAGUGCCAAGUAGUCGGCCAGUGCAAAAACUUCUGCAAACUAUAUGUCUACGUGCUCAGGAUGCCAUCGAUGAAGAUUUAUUUGUUCCCAUUUAUUCUAAACAAGCUGUUGAGAAUCCUGCCACGGGCUGUAAGGCAUUCUUGGAUCGACAAACUUGGACUUCCGUUAAGUUAAUUCGAUGUCUGAACUGUCUGUCUGCCGUUUUAUCUGAGGAGAAAAUGCGAGAGUUGGUUCUGGACGGUAUUGUAAACCGAGUGAUGCCUGCAUUACAAUGUGCAACAAUAUCUGAUCAGUCCAUGAUCCGAAAAUGUCGAGCUUUGAUGAAAUUGAUCCCAGCAGCAUGGAGGGAAAAUAACACGCGUAUUGCUCUGCGAAAUUUCAACGAUUUGUUAGGGAAAGUCGCUGAAGAACAUAAAAAUAAUAGAAUUAUGGAUUGGUCUCGAGCUUUGAUAAUUAUUGAACGUUUUGAGCGUAUGACUAGAAUGAAUCUUCGUGAACUACGAUUACUUUUUAUAAGCAUUAAUGAGAACGACUCAUUAUUGGAUACUAAAAGCAGGAAAGAUGCUUCACAAAAAAUUGAUCAAUUAUUGGGUGAUCUGCAACAAGUGUUAAAUGUUCGAUCACAUCUAAAUGUAAUUGAUCAAGAGCGUUUCGACGUUCACAUUGAGCCAAUUCGAAUUCAAAUUCAGGAAGUUAUCAAUGCACUGAAUAGGAUUGCUGCUAAUGAAACAUUAGAAAAAAAGAAUAUUUAUGAUGAUUUGUACGAGAAAUCUUUGUUGGCAGAAGAAACAGAGGAAGACAAAUUGCAACAACAAGAGCAAAUAAGGAUAAAUUCAUUGCUUUUGCAAGCAAAAGAAGCUAAAACAAAAGCUGCAGAAGUGAAAAAGUUGGCCUGUGAUAUCGAUGAUUUGAAUGAAAUGAUGAUGCAACUUUCACAGCUUGUUCAUGCACAACAUGAUGUUGUUGAUAGUAUUGAGGAACACAUCGAAAGAGCUCAAACAGAUGUUCAUGAAGCUCAUAAAAAUUUAAAAAAAGCUGAAGUCGCAAAAACAGCUAAAUAUCCGAUAGUAGCAGCAACUGUUGGUAGUGUUGCAGUAGGUGGUCCUGUCGGAUUCAUUGCAGGUUCUACUGUAGCCGGUAUUUUUGCCGCUUUUGGUGGCGCUAUUGCUGGUUAA